AUGGAUUUCGCUGAUAUUAUUAAAGAACUUUUAAAUGAAAAAGUGCAAGAGACUUCUAGUGAUAAUUUGUCUUGGACAACCUUAUGCAAAAGUCUAUUACAAGAAGAAAGACAUGACACGUCAACUUUAAGUGAAUUAUCAAAUCACCUAAAUGAAUGUAUAUUAUCUUUAAUUAAUUCGAAACCAAAUAAGAAUUCUCGUUUUAUUAAGGGAAUUCUAGAACGACCUUUUUAUCUGGCAUUUGUCGAAAUGCUCAAAAAUUGUUUUGAAAAUAAUGGUGAAUUUCCACAAAGUGUAAAGACUAGUCAAGUACACAUGCUUGAAAAUGUUAAUUUAGCGAGAAUGAAAGAAAUUGAGGAAGAAAUGAAACGUAUUAUCAAUUCAUGGAAUGGAUUUCCUCUCUUUUUAAUCAUCAAAGAUUAUAACACAUUCUUGGGACUUCGUACAACUCUUGGAUCCGCAACACAAUCACCACCAUCAUUAAUUGAAUGCAUAAAUUCCUUUACUCUCCGUCAUGUAAAAUCUAAUGCUAAAUCGAAUCGUUCAAAUAUUUCUAACACUCUUACAGUUGGGGCCAAGGCCUUUUCUAAACACUGUCAUAGAGAUAUAUCAAGAUCUUUUUGGGGAAUUUGUAGCGGAACCGAAAAACAGAAAAACGAGCAAGCAAAUCAAAUAUUGGCAAAAAUUAUAGCAAAUGCAGCUUGGGUUAACUUGCAUUCACUUCCGCAUGAUACACGUGUUUUUGAAGUACGCACCUCUGAUGGAUAUGGUGCACGUUGGGAAAUUUGGGAACCAAAGCAAAUGCAGUCAUAUGAUGAUAGCAAAGAAAACAAUGAUGAUGAUAGUAAUGAACCAAAAAUUAUAUUUCGGGGAUUUUUGGAACCUCAAAUGGUGGAUGGGCAUUCUAAAGGAUGGAUACAUUAA
Molecule: messenger RNA, 924 nt
Organism: Diversispora eburnea
Lineage: Eukaryota; Fungi; Glomeromycota; Glomeromycetes; Diversisporales; Diversisporaceae
Source: the annotation of a GenBank genome assembly